ACCUAAGUCCACCCUUGAACAUCGAUUAUGACACAGAGUCAAAUGUCGAAAACACAACAGAAAUAUCACCACAGAUGAGAUCAGGUCGUUACGUGGUGGCAAUGGGGCGGGCCAUUGCAAAGAAGUGA
Messenger RNA from Dentiscutata heterogama, 128 nucleotides. Lineage: Eukaryota; Fungi; Glomeromycota; Glomeromycetes; Diversisporales; Gigasporaceae. The record is from the annotation of a GenBank genome assembly.